CUCACAUCUGAUUCCACACUUCUCAGUAGUAUUACUGUUGGCGUUAAUAUCUCCCAUAUUUUUCCAAAAUUACAUUCAAGUGCAGCUCAGCAUGCUUCGCCGAAGUCAUAAAAAGUCCAAGAAGGGAUGUGUACAAUGCAAGCGACGUCAUGUCAAGUGCGAUGAAGGCCGCCCAACAUGUCUCCUCUGUACAAUGUCCAACCGAGACUGCAGCUUCGCCUCCGACCCGCAACAACCCCAAGACACAAAUUCAUCAACAUCAGACCCAUCGUCUCGUGAAGGAUCACUCCUCAAUCCUGACACCAACCCCAGAUCAACCAGCGCAACAUCUUUCUCCAAUAGCCAUGAAACAUCUUUUGAUAGCGUCGUCAACAUGGAGCACAUGGAACUCUUCAUCCAUGGGAUAACAAACAAAGACUUGUUUAGUCUUGGUGAUAGAAUCGAACACUCUCAAGAGACCCUUAAUAUCUGUCUUAAAGAGAGCGCCAAGGCACCGUAUCUCUUACAUCAAGUGCUGGCGUUUUCUGCACGUCAUCUUGCAGCUAUUCAUCCUGAGCGCUCAGCGAGAUACCUGGAUCAAGCUGUCAAGUUACAGACGCGAGCUGUAUUUCUGUUCAAUUCUACGAGACGGGAGGUCGAUGCGUCGAAUUGUCUCCCUAUUCUCUUGUUCUCUGUUACUCUUGGGCAUCACCUCCUCGCCGACGCCUUGGCUACCCGGACUCCUGAUGGUCUUGAUGGCUUCCUCACCCAUUAUGUUCAAUGUGUCGAGAUGAACUGGGGCUUGUAUCGCUUAACACUCUCCGCUUGGCCGUUGCUUCUAAACACAGAGCUUGAACCAGUUCUUUCAUGGAGUAGUCGACAAUCCUCCAAAGACCCCAUAGGAAACCACUGCGAACCCAUAGUCCAGCUUAUUAAAGACUCAACUGCUUUGUCAAAUAAGGAAAAGGAAGUUUGCCAUGAGGCAAUACAGUACCUCCAACUUGGUUUCGAUGGCAUUGAAGAGGACGUUGCCAGUCGAUAUCGUAUGAUAUUCCAAUGGACGAUGCUAGCGUCACCCGAGUUGACAAGCCUGUUAGCUACAAAACGACCCGAAGCUCUGAUUUUGCUGAGUUAUUACGCCUUGUUAUUGCACCACGGACGAAGUCUCUGGCAGAUUGGUGAUACAGGGGUAUACUUGCUAGGUCUCAUCAUGGACUAUCUUGCGCCAGAGUGGCAUAUCUGGCUUGAGUAUCCACGACGAAUGAUGCGACAAAAGUGAAGCCGUAUAUCUCCCUAACAGAAGAAGCUGGUCUACAGCA
This is a messenger RNA of Fusarium verticillioides 7600, 1298 nucleotides long. RefSeq lists its product as hypothetical. The transcript is spliced from 3 exons. The coding region runs from base 92 to 1258 and encodes 388 amino acids. NCBI's taxonomy places the organism in Eukaryota, Fungi, Ascomycota, Sordariomycetes, Hypocreales, Nectriaceae. Gene Ontology annotation, molecular function: DNA-binding transcription activator activity, RNA polymerase II-specific; zinc ion binding. Gene Ontology annotation, biological process: regulation of transcription by RNA polymerase II. The record is from RefSeq and is a predicted model, not a curated record.